Molecule: messenger RNA, 1035 nt
Organism: Macrobrachium nipponense
Lineage: Eukaryota; Metazoa; Arthropoda; Malacostraca; Decapoda; Palaemonidae
Product: myb-like protein D
Exons: 2
Coding region: 1-1035 (344 amino acids)
Source: RefSeq, a predicted model, not a curated record
AUGGAAGCUCUCAAAAGUGGUAGCCAGAGAUUUGGGAACUCCCAAAGAGGUGCUAACCAUCAAGGAAUCCAGCAGUCACUUAACAACCUCCAGACAAAAAGCCAAAGAUAUGGAAACAGCAGAGAUUCUUCACUCCAAGGUUCUAGCAACACACAGAUUCAGAACCAAAAUCAGAAUCAAGGUAUUACUGGCCAACAAAACGAAACCUUUGAAGGUCAACAACCUUCUGGAAACCGAGACGUGAGCAGUUCACAGAACUUCCAGACCCAAGGUUUGAGCAGCUCUCAAAAACCACAAAACCAAGCCUCCAACAACUUCCAGAAUUCACAGACUCUUGGAUUAAGUAACUUGCAAAGCCUCCAAAAUCAAGGAUUUGAUGCAGAACAGAGUCCUCAAGGCCAAUCAUUCAACAGUGCUCAGAAUUUCCAAAACCAAGAAUUAAGUGAUGUCCAGAACUUCCAGAACCAAGAGUUCAGUAAUUUGCAAGAUAAUCCAAACUCUGGUUUUGAUGGAGAUAUUAAUUCUCAGACCCAGAGUCAAGCAUUUGGUAGAGGAACGCAAAACUUGGGGGCUAGCAACUCUCAAAACCUCCAGGGACAAGGCUUCAACAGCCAACAGAAUCUUCAAAACCAAGAUUUUCGUGAAAACCAAAAUUUCCUGAACACAGACUCCACUCUUUCUCAAACAACCUUCAAUCAAGACUCCAACAGAGGUUCAGCACUUGUUAACGGAAAAAAUUGCCUAAACAAAGGGCUUGGUGAUGCAGUACACUCUUCCCAAGCUCAAGAUUUCACCGGAUCUCAGAAUUUCCAAGAUCAAGGCUUUGGAGGCAACGUAAGCUUUGAUGGAGAAAUCACUAACAAUGGAGUUGUAGACACAUUAUCCUCUACUGUUGGGUCUGGAGGAGAGUUGUCGUCUGGAGUUACUGUCAAUUCUGAUUCUACCAGUUUUGAUAACACACAAUACACAAAUGACAGUAAUGGCAGGGGUGUGUCUGUUGUGUUAGCUAGUCAUAAACACAGUUUCAAGAACUGA